This is a messenger RNA of Suncus etruscus (white-toothed pygmy shrew), 1797 nucleotides long. It is a transcript of the gene GALK2, whose product is annotated as galactokinase 2. The transcript is spliced from 10 exons. Gene Ontology annotation, molecular function: galactokinase activity; ATP binding. The record is from RefSeq and is a predicted model, not a curated record. Gene Ontology annotation, biological process: galactose metabolic process; carbohydrate phosphorylation. Gene Ontology annotation, cellular component: cytosol; cytoplasm. NCBI's taxonomy places the organism in Eukaryota, Metazoa, Chordata, Mammalia, Eulipotyphla, Soricidae. Bases 51 to 1427 code for a protein of 458 amino acids.
CCCGGGUGGGACGCGUGGACGUGGAAGGCAGAGGCACCCGUGGACGGGCCAUGGCCUCGGGGGUCCCGGCCGCGCGGCGAGUGGAGGCGGCCGAGCCUGGCAGAUUGCUGAAACUAAAGGAGAUGUUUCACUCUAAGUUUGGAACCAUGCCCAAAUUUUAUGUUCGAGCACCAGGAAGAGUCAACUUAAUAGGGGAACAUAUAGAUUACUGUGGAUAUUCUGUUCUUCCUAUGGCUGUAGAACAGGAUAUGCUAAUAGCUGUGGAACCUGUGAAAACACACAUUCUCCAAUUGGCCAAUACAAAUUCCUUGUACCCGGAGUUUACGACUAGUGCCAAUAACAUUGAGAUUGACAAAACCAAGCCUAUGUGGCAUAACUAUUUCCUAUGUGGAUUGAAAGGAAUUCAGGAACACUUUGGCCUUAGUAACCUGCCGGGAAUGAAUUGCCUGGUGGAUGGAAAUAUCCCACCAAGUUCGGGCCUCUCCAGCUCCAGCGCUUUGGUCUGUUGUGCUGGCUUGGUGACACUCACUGUGUUGGGAUUGAGCCUAUCCAAGGUAGAGCUUGCUGAAAUCUGUGCCAAGAGUGAGCGUUAUAUUGGCACUGAAGGAGGAGGAAUGGAUCAGUCUAUAUCAUUUCUUGCUGAAGAAGGAACUGCCAAGUUGAUAGAAUUUAAUCCUCUGAGAGCAACUGAUGUGAAACUCCCAAAUGGAGCAGUGUUUGUUAUUGCCAACAGCUGUGUGGAAAUGAAUAAGGCAGCAACAUCCCAUUUUAAUAUCAGGGUAAUGGAGUGUCGGCUGGCUGCCAAGCUCCUGGCUAAGUACAAAUGCUUACAAUGGGAUCAAGUAAUGCGGCUGAAGGAGGUGCAGGACAAACUAGGUGUGAGUUUGGAAGAAAUGCUGUUAGUCAUAGAGGAUGCCCUUCACCCCGAACCGUAUAGUCCUGAGGAGGUCUGCAGGUAUUUGGGAAUUAGCCUGAAGGAACUUCAAACCCAAAUUCUCAGUCCAACCACACAAGAUGUGCCACUCUUCAAACUCUAUCAGCGGGCAAAGCAUGUGUACAGCGAGGCUGCACGAGUGCUCCAGUUUAAGAAGAUAUGUGAAGAAGCCCCAGAAAACACAGUCCAGCUGCUGGGCGAGCUAAUGAACCAGAGCCACCUGAGCUGCCGGGACAUGUUUGAGUGCAGCUGCCCUGAGUUGGACCAGCUAGUGGACAUCUGUCGGAAGUUUGGCGCUCAAGGAUCUCGACUUACCGGAGCAGGAUGGGGUGGCUGUACCGUAUCAGUAGUACCUGCUGACAAGCUUUCCAGCUUCCUAGCAAAUGUCCACGAAGUUUAUUAUCAGAAAAGCAAUCGAGGCUUAGCACCUGAGAAGCAGAAACUGUUUGCUACCAAACCUGGAGGUGGGGCUUUGGUUUUCUUUGAGGCUUAAACAAUGCAAAAAAUCUCAGUGAAACUAUUUGGGGCAUUUUGAGCUUGGCAGGACUUUGUACGCCACAGUAAAUUAAUCUUCUUUCUGUUUUGUAUUAUGAUGAAUGGUUGGUAUUAUCAAAAUUUAUUUCCAAAGAAUUGGUUAAAAGCUCUCUUUUUUUAAUGAUUUAUAAUGCUUUAUAAUGAUUAUAUUUUCCAUCGUAAAAUAUGUUUUCUACCAAUAAGAGCUAAGUGUAAGCUUGGACAGAUAUCUUAAGAAUGGUUUGAUAAGAUUUAUUGAUUUACAAAUGAAUGGUGAAAACAAAAUUCAAUACUGACUUCAUGGAUUCAACUUGAAUAAAACAUAUUGCUGCAACUAAGCCAGUAAAAUU